AUGGGCGUGCCGCUGCUCUACCGCUGGCUCAGCGAGCGCUACCCGCUCAUCAACCGGCCGGCCUCGUCGCCGCCCUUUGCCGAGGUGGACAACCUGUACAUCGACGCGAACGGCAUCCUCCACAACGCGACCCACGGGGCCAACAAGCCUCCGGCGCGCAACGGCGCUGCCGCGCCGACCGAGGCGGACAUGAUGCUCGCCAUCUGCUCGUACCUCGACACGCUCGUCCAGCUCGUGCGGCCGCAGCGGCUGCUGUACGUCGCCAUCGACGGCGUCGCGCCGCGCGCCAAGAUGAAUCAGCAGCGGCAGCGCCGCUUCCGCGUGCUGAGCUACUUCAUCCGGCACAAGCUUCAGACCGACGAGCUCUGGCGCCGGCUGCGCGUCGUCCUCUCCUCGGCCGAGGCGCCGGGCGAGGGCGAGCACAAGAUCGCAGAGCACAUCCGCUCGGCGCGCGAGCUGCCGCGCCGCCACUGCGUCUACGGCCUCGACGCCGACCUGAUCAUGCUCGGCCUGGCGACGCACGCGCCGGCGCUCUGCAUCCUGCGCGAGAAGGCGGAGAGACUGCUCGUGCGGCCUGAGCCGCCCGCCGCGCCGUGGGGGCUCCCCGGAGGCUUCUCCUUCGCUAAGGAGGAGGGCGUGCUGGGUGGCGCGAGCCGAGUGCUCAGGGGCAUGCUGGGGCUGGCGCCGGCGGUGGACGCGCCGGAAGCGGCCGCCGCGGCGCUCGAGCUGGCAGGCGCCCACCAGCUCGGCGCCGCGAUCGAGAGCGCCGCCAGCUCGGACGCGGCCUCGCUCGCCCGGCGGCUGCUGCUCGGCAGUGGCAGGGGGCGCGUGUACGUCGACUGGCCGUACGCCGACGUGGCGGUCGCAACCUCUCUCGCGACCGCGGCCGGGCGGUGGUGGGCGGACCGGCGCGGGCAGCUGCAGGAGUGCGACAUCCACCCGGGCGAGUGGCGGCAGCUGCAGGACGAGCUGCGCCUCAACACGCUCCACCACCGCGCGCUCGACACGGGGCGCGUGGCGCUCGUGCGCCCGCUCGCCGGCUACUCGAUCGGCCGCGACGGCAGCCUGCAGCAGCGGUGGGCGGACACGCCGCUGCCCGUGCCGGCGCAGCUCGUGCUCCCGGAGUGGCACCUCGAGGCGCUGCCCCCGCGCUCGGGCGGCCUUAGCGGGCUGGCCCGGCUCCAGCCCUCGCGCCGCGUCGCCGUCACCGGCGGCCCCCACUUUGGCGCCGUCGGCACGGGUGGCACCCCGUUCCCCCCGGACGGGUCCGGAACGAAGCUGCUCUGCCCGACCGAGCCGCGCGUCUCCGUCGCCGGCGUGACCGCGGCCCACGCACCGGGCGAGGCGGUCCUGUACGUGCGCGGCUCCGGGCCGGUGCCGUUUGGGGAGCGAGGCAUCGUGCUGGCGACGCAGGGCGCGCGCUGCGAGGUCAUCUUCGAGCACGAGGGCUUCUGCUCGUUUGGCCACUUCUCGCGCCUCGAGACGUCGCGCGCCGCUGUCGUCCCCGCGGCCGCGCUGCUAAACCUCUCGCGCCCCCCUCGGUCCAAGGCGGCCGACGCGCCGCCCGACGCGGCGGCAGCCCUCUUCGGAGGCGGCAGCGACUCCUUCGCCGCCUUCGCAAAGGGCACGAACCCGUAUGCCGUGCUCAGCCAGGCGCCGGCGGAGUGAGCCGCGCGCGGAGCCCCCUCAAUGAACUCGAGAGUCGCGGUGGCGCUCGUGCGCGGCGGCUCACAGACGAAGGGGACUGUGAACAAGGCAGUAGCUAGAGGGAGAGCGCGCAGCGGGCGCUGCUGCUGAAGGGGCGCUCUCUGCUCUCUCUCGAGAGUGUAACACGUUUGUGAAUCACAAACGUGAAGUCGCAUGGAUUUGCCGCUUCAAUCAACGAAGUCGGUGGUCAGGGAGCCAUCUCAUACAUUUCAGGUCUCAGUAAGCCGUAUACUC
This is a messenger RNA of Emiliania huxleyi CCMP1516, 1941 nucleotides long. Its product is annotated as 5'-3' exoribonuclease. The record is from RefSeq and is a predicted model, not a curated record. The transcript is spliced from 10 exons. Gene Ontology annotation, molecular function: RNA binding; 5'-3' RNA exonuclease activity. Bases 1 to 1668 code for a protein of 555 amino acids. Gene Ontology annotation, biological process: nuclear-transcribed mRNA catabolic process. Gene Ontology annotation, cellular component: nucleus. NCBI's taxonomy places the organism in Eukaryota, Haptophyta, Isochrysidales, Noelaerhabdaceae.